Molecule: messenger RNA, 2355 nt
Organism: Trypanosoma rangeli
Lineage: Eukaryota; Euglenozoa; Kinetoplastea; Trypanosomatida; Trypanosomatidae
Product: putative inositol/phosphatidylinositol phosphatase
Exons: 1
Coding region: 1-2355 (784 amino acids)
Biological process (GO): phosphatidylinositol dephosphorylation; signal transduction
Molecular function (GO): phosphatase activity
Source: RefSeq, a predicted model, not a curated record
AUGGUAGCGAUUAUUCCAGGCCUCCCUGCAGCCUUUGAUGUGGAGCAUGAUCGCAUGGAAGAUGUUUUUGCCUCUGUAAAGAGCCGUGCUGUUGGCAAGGAUGGCAACCCACUCUCACCGGAGGAGGCAUGGGUACAGCAGGAGCUGCAGCACUAUGAGAAUCUAUACACAGAGCAGCAGGAGCUUAUGGUCUGCCUUGUCACGUUCAACGUGGCCUGCAAGAAGCCACCCGCAAACUUGUCCACCCUCAUCUCACUGAAAAUGGCGGAGGACGCCAACAGGCCCGUGGAUCUCGUCAUGGUAAGCCUUCAGGAGGUUGACAUGGGGGCAUCCGCCAUGUUAAAGGAGGAAACUGAGGCGGCAACACCGUGGAUUAUGGGGUUGCACGCCGCGGUAGGCGCAGACCUUCAUACGGUAAGCAACAAGCCAUAUUACGCCUUUCCACCUAAGCAACUUGUUGGUCUCCUGUUAUGCGUCUACCUACGACGUCAGCUACUUCCCCACAUGCAAGACAUGUCGCUUAUGACAGUUGCGACAGGAGCACUGGGUAGCAUGGGAAAUAAAGGUGCCAUUGGUUUGCGCUUUGUGUUGUACCGCACAAGUCUAUGUCUUAUAAACGUACACUUAGCUGCAGGACACAACAACGUCCUGAAACGUAAUGCAGAUGCGAGUACUAUAUUUGAGUGCAUGGAUUUUAAUGCGCAGAAGCGGCAGGCGUUGGUUGCUGCUAUAGGGGACGGGUAUAUUCCGCCUGAGUACAUGGAUCAAAGCCCGGAACUGCGUCCGCAUGAUCAUGAUAUCGUCAUCGUCGCUGGGGACCUUAACUACCGGGUGAACCUGAGUUACGAGGAGGCGGUAGAACUGUCUCUGCGCCGCGAUGUCACACGGCUGCUGAUGCACGAUGAACUGGUCUCAGAGUUAGCCAAUUCGCACUCACCGUGGUGGGGGUUCAUGGAUCUCACACCGACGUUUCCCCCAACUUACCGCUAUGACAUUGGGAUGAAUGUCUACGACACGAGUGAGAAGCAGCGUGUCCCAAGCUACACGGAUCGUAUUGUUACAUGGACAAAACGCAAGUCCCACCAGAAGCUGAUUUGUGUGGAAAGUCUGCAGGCAAUAGUAGAUAUUGUCAGUAGUGACCACAAACCCGUACAGGCGCUGCUGCGGCUUCCGAUACGUUGCGAGGUUGAGGAAAAGAAAAAGAGUGUUACGCAAUCCCUGCGAGACCGCAUCACACAGGUGGGAUUGGACCGUUCUAGCAGCGCAAAGACGAGUAUAACCCCUGCCGUACUGGACUUUGGGGUUCAAAAGUUUUACGAUUGCGGGGCCCGAAAUGUAUUGACCAUCAGUAACGCGGGGGACUGCGUGGCCCUGGUAAAGGUGUUCCGGCAGCGUAAUCAGGAUGUCAGUGAGGGGGCGUGGCUGCGGGUGUACCCAAGCAACUUCUCCAUCCUCCCUGGGGAGACAAAGGAGGUGGUGGUGGAGUGCCAACUGCACCCGCGCUGCAUGUGGUGGAUGAGUCGUUGGCGUCCGUUUGAAGGUCAUGGUCAACUGAACCUUUCAUCCAUGCUGUUGGUGUUUGUCAGUCAGGGGCCUGUGCACCUGGUGGAGUGCAAAAGUACAAUUCUGCCGAGCGUAUACGGUAACAGCCUGGAGAACAUCUCACUUUUAGGGAAUGAAGUGUGUAUCACCGCCUAUGGGCUCAAAGAAGACUUGGAACAGCUGCGCAAGGUGGUUCGACCGCAGUUACCGAAGGAACUUUGGUUUCUUAGCGAGGCUAUUUACGAGCGUGGGGCGCGCCACCCAGAUCUCUUCACCGAGAACGGAUCUGCAGAGGCCUGCACAGCAAUUAUGCAACAUCUUGACACCCGCUGUGAACCGCUGCCUGCCGAGUUUGACAUUCAGUCUGUGGCUACCUGCUUUAUUACCUUUCUUCAGUCGCUGCAGGAGCCGGUGGUGCCGUUUGCGUUGUACGCGGCGGCCAUUGCGGCCGGGAAGGCGGGAGGCAGAGCACCCCUUGUGUUUGUGCAGCAACAACUUCCCCCGCAGCAUGCCAACGUUUGGAUCUACGUGUGCGCUUUGCUUGCUUUCCUGUUGCGGCCUGUGAAUGCCCGCGGCAAUCAGCUCACUCCUAGGAUUGUGGCGAAGCUCUUUAGUGAUGUGUUGCUUGUGCGACCAGGCGUCCUGAACCGUGCCACCUCUGGAAACCGAGCGGGGUCUCAAAAGGACAUUGUCCCACCACCUCAGGGCGUUGUCACCUCGCAGUCGCUGCGUCAGCAACUACAGCAGGAGAAGGAGCAUGCGAUGAGCCUCAUCGAGUAUUUCCUUAUGCCGCCUCCAGAGGCGCUACGGUAA